Messenger RNA from Truncatella angustata, 1300 nucleotides. RefSeq names its product glycosyl hydrolase family 61-domain-containing protein. The record is from RefSeq and is a predicted model, not a curated record. Bases 323 to 1198 code for a protein of 291 amino acids. NCBI's taxonomy places the organism in Eukaryota, Fungi, Ascomycota, Sordariomycetes, Amphisphaeriales, Sporocadaceae. The transcript has 3 exons.
AUAUGACUUCGAUCAAUACGAGCUUGGUGCCAACCUUGAACCUCCAAAGGAAUUUGGUUGCCAAGCAUAUGUGACCGGGCACGAUAGAAUUUAAGUAUAAGAGGACAGGCACUCUAGAGACCAGACAAGACUUGUAGCGAGCAGCAGCAUCCAAUCGACAGUCAAUCUCGUUCACUCUUUACGUUUCGCACCUUCGUUUCUACAUCCCCUUUGAUCAUAUACAGGGCCUAGGCUUCCCUUUUGUUUCUCUUUUUUCCCCUUUGAAACCAGAUAUUACACUCAUUCGUGUAUCUUAGAAUUUUCCCGUCUUACACGCUUUACAAUGAGAUUCUCCGUCCUGUCCGCGGCCGUCUUGGGCGGUGUCUUGCCCCUUGUGCAGGCACAUUACUUCUUCGACGUCCUCGUCAUAGAUGGCGUCGAGUCCAAGUCCAACCAAUAUGUUCGAUCGAACACGCGCGACGCCAAGUACAACCCGACGAAGUGGGAGAACAGCCGCGACGACACCACUCCCGACGGGCCCGAGAUGCGGUGCAACAAGGGCGCCUUCUCGUUCGCCUCCACGACCGAGACCGCUGAGGUCAAGGCCGGCUCCGCGCUGUCGAUGAAGCUGGCGGUUGGGGCCACCAUGAAGCAUCCGGGACCCGGAAUUGUCUACAUGUCCAAGGCGCCUGGCACUGCUCAGGCCUACGAAGGCGAUGGGGAUUGGUUUAAGAUCUACGAGGAGAGCGUCUGUGAUAAGAGUGCCGACUUCACCACCGACGCGUGGUGCACCUGGGAUAAGGAUCGCAUCGAGUUCACUAUCCCGGCCGACCUACCAGACGGCGAGUACCUUAUCCGAAGUGAGCACAUUGGCGUCCAUGGUGCUCACGUUGGGCAAGCUGAAUUCUACAUGAGCUGCGCCCAAGUGAAGGUCACCGGUGGAGGCUCUGGAACUCCUGGACCUACCAUACAGUUUCCCGGCGGUUACAAGUCGACCGACGACUCGUUCAACUUUAGCAUUUACAGUGGCUUCAAGGACUAUCCCAUGCCCGGUCCUGCUGUCUGGACUGGUCAAAGCAAUGCUACUUCGUCCGCCCAGAGCCCAAGCAGUAGCGCCUCGUCCAGCAUCCCUCAGAGCACCUCGGCCACCAGUGCUACUCCAAGUGCGGGCCCCAAGGCUUGCCGUCGCUCGAAGCACGCCCGGAGGUCUUCUAAAUGAGAUGUUUAUGUGCCAACAUCGGAGGUGAACGCGCAAGGAGGGCAUCACUAAGCAGAACGUGCCCUCGGUUCGUGCAUCAAGUUUGCCUUUAGUGCACCCGAC